AGCAAUACGAAGAAUCUGAUAUAUCGGCUGUUACUUCAGCGACAACGCUAAGUGGCGGCGAGGAAGAUCACAGCAAAUCUGACUUCAUGCAAUCUCCAGAGCAGAGAUCCUUAGUUACCGUUACUGUUUUUCCAGUACAGACACAACAGCACUCCAAAUUCGCGCAGACCCAAAAUGUUGCAACGACAACCACAACCGCAGGCAAUGAUGUUUUGCGCGUGAAUGCUGGCGCGGAAUCUGUCACUGCAACACCAGCCGGCAAUUACGCAGAUACACCUGCAGCUGCAACGGCCACAUCCGCUACGAAUACGCAGUUAAAGAGCAGCAAAUCGAAUACAUCAGCCAGCUCAGCGGCGGUUUCCAUACCCAUUGGAGGUGCACCAACAACCAUUACUACCAGCAGCAAGACAACUACACAAAAAACUUCACCCAUCACUUCGGGUGCCUCGUCAUCAGCCACCUCGACCCCCACACAUCAUUCAUAUGCACAACCACAACAAAUGCUGCGGCAGCAGUAUCAACACCAACAACAACAGCAGCAGCAGCAAAGAAAAACCAGCAUCAAUGUGCAUACAGCUGGCGGCGCAAUGACUGCAUCCAUUAGUACUAGUAGUAGUGGUGGUGGUGGUGGUGGUGCGAGCGCAGUUAGUUCCCUACCAAUGAAGCAGAGCGGCGCUGCUGCAAAUACGAAAAAGGGUCGCAAAGCCUCGAAGCGCGCCAAGGAAAGCCAAAAGAAGCUCCAUAAGCAAAGUGAAGUUAGUAGCCAACGCUUCAAUGCUGCAUCGCUAAGCAGCAGUAACAAUAACAAUAGUAUUAGUAAUAAUAGUGGCAGCAACAGCAACAACAACAACAAAAGUAUAUUAACCAAUGCCAAUACAAAUAAUAAUCUUAACAAUAAUUUAGAAACUAAAAAUUUGACAACUACAACUACAACUACAACGGCAACAUCAAGCAACAUCCUGACUGAUAUAAAUAAUGCAAAUAGUUCUAACGAUAGUGGUAUUUUAAGAGAAACGACAACAACUUCAACAGCGAAUUUAAGACAACAACAACAACAGCAGCAGCAACAACAGCAACAGCAACAGCAACAUCCACAUCAAUCAGCAUUGCAACAACGUAGCGGCAGCGUGACAAAAAGUGGGAGCUUGACAGGCGGCUUGACGACGAAAACGAACACAAAAAGUGAUUUCCUCACGGACAUUCAUCAAGCGACCGAUCGCACUUCACACUUGCACACUUCGCCGCAACUGCAGCAACUACUGUCGCAGCCAACAAAGCACCUGAAGACUCAGGAAAUCGUUGCACAAUUCUUGCAAUCAUCGUCAGAACAGCAAUUGCAAUUUCUAAACAGUUCUUCGUCCGCUUGUGAAGAUGAGGAAGAAAUGUGCGCUCGAUUACAAAUGCGGAUGCAACAAGAUGCUGCUGAGGCCGCAAGCAGUAUGCAAGAUGUUAAAUUUGGCGAUUUCGCUGAGGUCAAAGAUUGUCAAGGCACGGCGUCGUCAUCGUCGUCGACCCCGACCCCGGUGCUACCACAACAACAGCAGCAACAACCACUACAAAGGCGACAAUCUACAAAGUCCAAUUCACCCCACAAGGAAAUUAAUAAAAAUAAAAGCGCCACGACGAAAGACACUGUAGAUUGCACCCAGAAUGUCAGCACGGCAACGCUUACCAAAACCAGUAGCGCGUCCAGCAUCCGUGAUGGUCAAAAAACUGCUACUGUAAGCACUGCCAAUAGUGCAGCUACUACUGCAGCCUCUCCCGACAGUGCUGUGGGGCCGCCAAAACCGCGCAAAUACUCGCUGGAUGAGCUAAAGGCGCUUUCGAAAUCCAGCGAGGCGCGCAAGCCGCCCAUGGUAUCGUGUCAGCGCGGUGACUGCAUUUCACAGCUAUUCGUUUCGCGUCAGCAGCAUCAUCACCUGACGCAUCACGCGCACAACAUGUCCUCACUGGCACUACAUCAGCAUCUGCAGCAGCAACAAUACCAACACAUGAAUUUCAAUGAGUCAAUGGAAUUGGUGAGCGGCAAGCGUGGACGCAGCGCACAAACGAAGAAACAUCACGAGCAUCAGGCUGGCGGAGGUGGUGCUGUGAGUGGCGUACUAAGUGUUGCGGCUGCAGCCGGCGCAGUGGGCCAGGGCGGAAUCGGCGGUGCCGCUGGCGUGAUGAGCGCGCAGCAACAACGGAAAGUCGACUUUAUACGUGUGCAGUUGUCGCUGAAGGAGGAGAUAAAGCUGUCGGAGUGUGAGAAUGCUUGGCAGCCGGAAACAUUACGCAGCAAAUCGAAUAAUGUUUCGCCUUCGGGCGCCAACGAUGACAUCGACGCUGUGUUGAAGAGAGUGCGCGGCGUACUGAACAAGUUGACACCUGACAACUUCGAUGUAUUACUCAAGUCGAUGACCAGCAUCUCGAUGAAUACACAGGAGAAAAUGCAACAAGUGAUGCUAUUGAUUUUCGAAAAAACCGUGAGCGAACCGAAUUUCGCCCCUACAUACGCCAAGUUUUGCAAAGUGCUUUUCCAAGAAAUCAAAGCGGAGAGCAAAUCACUUUUCUCUAGUUCGCUAAUCAACCGCAUUCAGACUGAGUUCGAGACAAAUGUAAACGAUGCAAAUGCGAAGAAAUUGAAGCUGCAACCGCUGGUCGAUAAGUUGGAGAGUUGCGUCGACUCCAAAGAGCGGCUGGAACUGCAGGCCGAACUGGAAGACCAAGAAUAUCAGUUUCGACGUCGUGCUUGGGGCACGGUUCGCUUCAUUGGUGAAAUGUUUAAACUACAAUCGUUAACCAACGACCGUGUAUUCUUGUGCAUCGAAUCCCUACUGGAGCAUGGCUCCGAGGAGAAGCUGGAGUACAUGUGCAAACUACUGACCACAGUCGGGCAUCUAUUGGAAUCUCCGGAGCACACAAGCAAUGCUCGAAUGGAUAAAAUCUUUCGUAGAAUACAUGAAAUUAUACACAAAUCGCGCAGCAAUAAAUCAGGCGGCCACUUCAAGAUCAGCAGCCGUGUGCGUUUCAUGAUGCAGGAUGUUAUGGACUUGCGUGCGCGCACCUGGGAUCAUCCGCAGGCUCAGCCACAACAGCAGCACCAGCAACAAAUGCUGCCUCAGCAGCAGCUACAGCAAUCAUCCCAGCGACGCUCAGCGAUUAGUGCGAAGCAGGAUGACAAAAUACAGGCAGGAGUCGGCAGCAGCAUGUACGAGAAGAACAAUCGGCUGGGCAACUAUGGCGGAGGUGGGGGCAGCGUCGGUGGCGGCGGCAAUCAGGGUAAUCAACGGCACCAUUAUACGAAAUCGCAUAAGUCACAGCAGUUCAUGCAUCCACAUGAACAACAAAAUGUUAAUAUUGACGUCAACAAACUGAAUUUUGCUAGGGACGAGGUAACGCAAAGCACAACAAAACUCGGCAGCCCCGGACUCUACCUCUGGCGCACCAAUCAGCCAGCUAGUUCUUUAAAAAUGAACACCAGCGGCGCGAACACUGCGGCAAACAGCGGCGGAUUUAAGCGACAGUCCUCUAUGAUUGGCGCCACAACAGGCAUGUCUACAGUGUCGGCCAUGGCCAACAAUCCUUUUCAAGCGCUCGAUAGGCAAGAAAAAUCAAAUGACUUGCCGAUGGAUGCGUCCUCGCCACAAGAGCAGCAAAAAGGUACACAGUUUUCAAUGGAACACGCUGACUUGCCAGAUUUUAGCAAGAAAGAAUGUCAAAAACUGCUUAAUCAGCUGAUCGAAGAGCUGCUCGCCGCUGUCAGCAGUCACAGCAGCAACGGCUGGCAACAGGAGACAGUCAACGAGUGGAAUAGUCUCAAUACGCGCCAACAAAAGUCAUUGCUCAACUACCUACUUAGCGACUACCUAUACUUGCAGACAGUGAAGCGCGCGCAUCGCAAAGCCUGCGCGGCUAUAUUCGUGCACCUGAUGCGUACCAAAAUGUGUGGGCCACAAAUAUUUACGGAAGUGUACACGGAAUUGGCCGACGAGCUGCGCGAACUGCUAAUUGACGUACCGAAUCUGUGGACGUAUGUAUUUGAAUUUAUAGGACCGCUGCUGCAUGAGCAACUUUUGCAUUUCGACGACAUUUGGCUGCCACAAUGGGCGGCCGAUAGCAAAUUCACAAAACGAUUUCUCCAUGCGCUCAUCACUUACUUCACCAGCGAAUUUGGCACAACGUACACGCGUGAGCUAUGGAACAAGGAAUUCAAACUGGAUCAUGGACAGCAAUUCAUUAGCGAUGCCGCACAAUGGCAAGCAUUUGUCAACUUAAACCACUUCCAGUACAUACACGAUCGUAACUACAAGCCACCACAGAGAGAAAAGUCAACGUCGACGUAUCCCGCUGCCAUAGCGGAACAAGUGACGCGCAUUGAGUAUUUGCUGAAUACGAUCAAUGGCUGCGACCUAGCCAUUGACUACAUAAAUACGAAUGUGCACAUAAAUACGCAUUUUAUACGCAGCCUUACAAAAUUUCUCUGCUGUGAUUACGCAACUGUGAUGCCGGCGACGACGACGGCGCCGACGCAAACUGUUAAAAGUAGUAGAGAACUAGACUCCGAACUCUUUCGACACAAAUGCAUACCGCUACUGAGACGUUGCCUAGACGGCCUCGAAACGCAUGAGGUGGCCUGCCUCGACGCCAUUGUCGACGCCAUGCAGAAGGUUUAUGAAACGCCAACUGCCAAUCAGCUCAUUUGUAGCAUAUUCGAUCUAAUCUACGACAGUGAAGUCAUUCCGAAAGAGUCCUUCGACAAGUGGUAUCGAGCGGUACAGGCCAGUGACUGUGUGACUGAUAGUAAAGACGCGGGUAUGACGAAAGCGUCAACAACAAAAAAGGUGUCAGCGACGCUGGCGGUUUCAUCCUCUUCUAGCAGAGGUAGCAGCGGUGCUGCGCGCCUUAAUGAAUACUUACAUGCGUACAUGGAAAAGCUGCUUUAGCGCCGUAGGCACAGUUAGCAGCAGUACUGUAGUGGCGGUGGUGGAAUUGGCGUUGGCGGCAUGGCUAAGAAACAACUAAAUUACGCCCAGCCACUAUUCCAGUGAGAGGGAGAGAAGUGAAAGUGAGAAGAGGAACUAUAAUGAAAUUUCGUACUGAGUGCUGUGCCCAUGAAUUGCCGCCGCUAGCGUGGCCUCUCACCCCCAUACAAAAAUAAUGAAAAACACAAACCGAUUUAGCACUGUAUAUAUGAAAAUUGCAUAAUUUUUAGCUGCGUGAAAGGGAACUACUAACAAAGGAAAAAACAAAAAUAAUAGCAAAACUAAUA
Messenger RNA from Rhagoletis zephyria (snowberry fruit fly), 5251 nucleotides. RefSeq names its product eukaryotic translation initiation factor 4G2 (gene eIF4G2). NCBI's taxonomy places the organism in Eukaryota, Metazoa, Arthropoda, Insecta, Diptera, Tephritidae. Gene Ontology annotation, molecular function: protein binding; mRNA binding; translation initiation factor activity. The record is from RefSeq and is a predicted model, not a curated record. Gene Ontology annotation, cellular component: eukaryotic translation initiation factor 4F complex.